CCCACUCUACAGUCUGCCUGCAAUGCUUCCACGCGCAGAGCACUCUCCCGUGGAGAUCUAUACUCUCACUGCUUACUCGCUCAUUGCUCUGUUCUCUUUCUCUGUGUGUUAUGCACUUUCAAGUUCCGAGCUUGAUCUCUUCAGGAUUGGAAUUCCUGGCUUCUUGCUCCGGCUUAAAUUCGCUGCUUUGGUGCCCGAAAUCAUUCGCUCCCAAAUUUUGUCUUCUGGAGCACCACAGUUGGUUGGAUCGUGUCGAUCGACUAGCAGAUGCUUGAGUUUGAGGGUGCCAUUACCGGGAAAAGAGGACCUUGAACGGUCUCCAGCGAGGUGAACGUAACACUGGAAGGGGUGCAGAUAAAAGGGUUCUUUAGGCAUGAGAGUGUUCUGCAGUGGAUGGCGUCGUUUCCUCAUCUGCCUCCCUCUUCUGUUCAUCGUUCCCCAUCUAUUUUCUGUGAAGCAAUUCCAGCAAGAACCAACCAAGCGAGGCCUGCCCAAGAAGUCUGGGAACAAGUUUGAUCAUCUGGUUCUUGGACCUGCUGCUGGUCAAGGCUUGUCUAACCGUUUACAGUGUGAAGGCACCAAAGCUCUCAACAAGACUCAGUUUUCAACCAACCACAGAGUCAAUGCCGUGGAACUCGUAUCUGUUGUUACUGUUUUUUCUGUCUAUAACUCCUCCCCUGAUGCAUCGAGGGUCACUGUUGGGAAUACAUCAUAUAGUAAGGUGGAGAGGGCAAUGGCCAUCUUAAAUGUCUUCGUCAACUUUAUUCAGGAGACAAUGCCUCAGAGCGAUGUUAUUAUUCUUACUGAUCCUGCUUCCGACCUUUAUGUAAAUAGGAGAGGGGUUUCUGUGUAUCCAAUUCAAGGUGAAUAUUCACGAGAGAAGUUGAUGCUUCAAAGAAUCAGGUCCUACAUUGCUUUUCUAGAGAAAAAGCUCAAGGAACAUAAUCAGAAGGAUGUGCAUCAUUACAUCUUCACUGACUCAGACAUAGCAGUUGUGGAUGAUCUGGGGCAGAUAUUUCACGACUAUCCUGACUUUCAUCUGGCCCUGACCUUUCGGAAUAACAAGCAACAACCCCUUAAUUCAGGGUGUAUUGCAGUCCGGGGUACACGUGAUGGAAUCACAAGGGCAACAGCAUUCUUACGGAAAGUGUUGGAAGCUUACACUUCCAAGUACAUGAGUGCUUCUCGAAUGCUUGGAGAUCAGUUGGCUCUUGCAUGGGUCGUGGCUUCUGAGCCUUCUUUUGAUGUAAAGAGAUAUACCAGAUCGGAACCUUUUAUGCAAGACAUUGGCAGUGGUUCUGUUCUCUUUUUGCCGUGUGCAAUCUACAACUGGACCCCACCUGAGGGGGCGGGUCAGUUCCAUGGCAUGCCCUUGGAUGUCAAGGUUGUGCACUUCAAAGGAUCAAGAAAACGCUUGAUGCUCGAAUCCUGGAACUUCUAUACCUCAACCGCUGAUAUUUCUGAUAUGUUGUGCCUCGUAUUGAGCAGUGGAAGAACAAAGUAUGAUUUCUGAUCUGCAUGGGCUUUAGUUGUUUAUGCACUGAAAUUCCAUUUUUCUUUAAGGGGAACAGCCAUUGAGGGAAAUGUUUUAGCAAAAAAGAGCUCGGUCGAUUUAGCUUCAUUUACACAGCUGAGUGAACAUUACGUGUUUGGUCAAUUAUCUCUAACCCAUUGUUUUUGUCAUGUGAAAAUACUAAAAUAAUUGUUCUUUUCUUCUUUUGUUUCUUUAAGAUAUGUCAAAUCGAUAGAGUACUCCAUGUCGUAUGGGCAUGUCUCAUGAAUCCGCACCCGAAGAGGGAUGACAUUUAGCCAGUUAUUUGGAAUUCCACCUUGAUACAUAUAAUGUGCUGUUAAGAAUCAUGAACAGUUGUAAUCUUGUUUUAAUCACUCUUCUUGCCUUGAA
Molecule: messenger RNA, 1903 nt
Organism: Punica granatum (pomegranate)
Lineage: Eukaryota; Viridiplantae; Streptophyta; Magnoliopsida; Myrtales; Lythraceae
Source: RefSeq, a predicted model, not a curated record